Pristis pectinata (smalltooth sawfish) is the source of this 3051-nucleotide messenger RNA. It is a transcript of the gene kif6, whose product is annotated as kinesin family member 6. Lineage: Eukaryota; Metazoa; Chordata; Chondrichthyes; Rhinopristiformes; Pristidae. The record is from RefSeq and is a predicted model, not a curated record. Gene Ontology annotation, molecular function: microtubule binding; microtubule motor activity; ATP binding. Gene Ontology annotation, biological process: microtubule-based movement; mitotic spindle organization. The coding region runs from base 343 to 2349 and encodes 668 amino acids. The transcript is spliced from 22 exons.
GCUCGGCUCCGGCCCACCAAGCGGCCGGUGGCGCUUUACUCAUUGGAUGAAGAUAAUGGAGGCUCAGUGUUGGACUUUGUAGUGCCACAUGAUGCAGCUGAUGGAUUCAUAAAUAACAAACGAGAAAACUAUAAAUUUAAAUUCCAGCAAAUCUUUGAUCAAGGUGCAAAGCAAGAGGAAAUUUUUGAAAAUAUUGCAAAGCCUGUUGCUGAAAAUGUCCUUGCAGGUUACAAUGGGACAAUCUUUGCUUAUGGACAGACAGGCAGUGGGAAGACGUUCACUGUCACAGGAGGGGCUGAGCGUUACAGUGACAGAGGCAUCAUUCCCAGGACACUCUCAUAUAUGUUUGGGGAGUUUCAGAAGGACAGCAGCAAAGUCUACACAACCCACAUUUCCUAUUUGGAAAUUUACAAUGAAUGUGGUUACGAUCUCCUUGAUCCACGUCAUGAAGCCUCCAAACUUGAAGACUUGCCCAAGGUGACCAUCAUGGAAGAUUCCGACCAACACAUCCACCUCAGGAAUCUCUCCCUUCACCAGGCGAACAAUGAGGAAGAAUCCCUUAACCUGCUCUUCCUGGGAGAUACUAACAGAAUGAUAGCAGAGACUCCUAUGAACCAGGCCUCAACCCGUUCCCACUGCAUUUUCACCAUUCACGUUUCGAGCCGCGAGCCAGGCUCUGCCACUGUCCGUCGGUCCAAAUUGCACCUGGUGGACUUGGCUGGAUCAGAACGCGUUACAAAGACUGGAGUGGGAGGACAGCUAUUGACAGAGGCAAAGUACAUUAACCUCUCCCUGACGUACCUGGAACAGGUUAUCAUCGCACUGGCAGAAAAGAAUCGCGCACACAUCCCUUAUCGAAACUCCAUGAUGACAUCUGUUCUGCGAGACAGCCUGGGUGGAAACUGUAUGACAACAAUGGUUGCAACUUUAUCUGUAGAAAAGAAGAACUUAGAGGAAUCUAUUUCAACGUGCCGAUUUGCACAGAGGGUUGCACUGAUCAAGAAUGAAGCUAUUCUAAAUGAAGAAAUUGAUCCCAGAUUGAUGACUCUUCGCUUAAAGAGAGAAAUCCAGGAGCUAAAGGAUGAGCUAGCUAUGGUCACCGGACAGACAAGGACUGACAGCCUCUCAGAAGAGGAAAAACAGAAGUCGCAGGAGCUGGUCAAUAAUUUUCUGGAGGACACUGACGCUGAGGCUUCACUGGAAAUUGGACCUGACAUGCGGAAGAUUCAGUACUGCUUCCAGCUACUAAAGAGUUUGGUGAAAGAGUUGCAACAGUUUAGACCUGGCUUGCAAAUAGAAAAUGAAGUCUCACCCCCUGAUACCAAUGGAGAUGUUGUCAAUGGUGCAGAGAUGAAAUUAAGAGAAUUAUUGCAGCAACGAGAUAAUGAAAUCAAUAUUCUAGUGAACAUGUUAAAGAAAGAGAAGAAGAGGGCACAGGAUGCAAUCAACCAAAUAAACUUGGACAACUGUAAGAAUAUACCUCCCGCUAGUGCCCAGUCCUCAAAGGAGAUCAGCGCAAGCCAUGGGUCAAAAUGUUUUUCUGAAGUUAGGUCCACCAGCAACACAAGCUUCUCCAGAUCUGGGUCAACCUUCAUCUGCAGGAGAAUAGCAGGAGAAAUGUCACUUGGACGUCAGGAAGCUUUUGAGAUCUUCAGGAGGGACCAUGCUGACAACAUGACCAUUGAAGACAACAAACAGCUUCUGAAGCAGAGGUUCACAGAAGCAAAAUCACUUGGAGAAAAAGUGAACCAGGCCAGGAAUAAAAUUAACCAAUUGAAAGGUCAGCUAGAACAGAGAAGAAUGCAAAGAGCUGCCAGUGGUGUGACCAGCGAACCUGUAAACGUCAAUGAACCAGAUCACUUUGAAGAAGAACUUCGAGAGAAAAUUGAGGAAGAGAAAAAAAGCUACAAAGUGACCUUUAACCGGCUGAAAGGGCUGAAGACGGAGAUAGAGCACCUGCAGCACCUUAUGCAAAAAGCUAAGGUGAUGAUGCAAAAGGAUUUCGAGGCUUGGUGGUCCAAAGAAGCAGUGAGGCUCCAGGCCCAGCAGGAACAGCUGUCUGAGGCCAUUUGCCAGAAUACUUGGAAGACCUCUUCUGUGACUCCGACACCCUCCCUGAGGAAUGCUCACAGCAGCAGCAGCGUUGAAACAAGCGGUUAUAUGAGUCCAGAUCCCACUGCACAAAACAGUGCUAGGACCCUCAAAACCUCUUCAUCCGAAGCCAGUGCGCCGUCAAACUUUGGCUCGUCCAUUCCUCUGACUGGUGAUGGGCAGACCGAUGCUGACAUUCUGGCAUUUGUGCGGGCAAGGCAAAACCUCAUGCAGAAGAAAGGUCUAAGAACUAAAUAGCUCAUGGUGAGGAUCAAGCCCAGGUGGUUGACGAGACCGACGCUUGGAAGACUCUGGGAAGCAGCACUCACACUCCUAAAUCAGGACUGAACUGUGGAAUUAUACAGCUGUCAUCGAAUGUGUUUCAGAAAGGACAGGGUACAGAUAUUACUGUCAGUUGUCUGUCUGUGCUUUCUGGCAGUGAGUCUGUCAUCACAGCUUCUCUGUAAUGGAUAAGUAGUUGCAGAGAUACUGUUUACCAUGGUUUGCAAUCAGUUUCAAUGCAACUUACUGUCCUUACUGUUCCUUUUGACUCUUUGGUCUUCUGAGCCAUGAUGGUCUGUUCUGUCAUCCUUCAGCCCACAGCCUCACCAAUAUUUUCACUAUCUGUGCCUUUUCACAGGUGAUUAACCAUGAUAUUGAUCAACAGCAGUUGUUGUGGAAAUAGAGUAACUACAGGUUUUGAUACUGGACCAGCAACUCAGCAGAAGCCCAACGUAGCAGAUGUUGAAAUUUGAAUUAGGGGCCAUAUACAUACAUUAGUUACCAAUAAAUCUAAAUGAGGAUUCAGGUUAGAACGCAGAACUCUCUACCACUUGGAAUACCUGAGGCAAAUGGAAUAUAUGCAUUUAAGGCUAACGUGUAAAGAAGAAAAUGAAUAGCUGGACGAGGGAGAUGAAGAGGGGCUUUAACAUGCUCAUACGGGGCAUCAAUACUAACAUG